AUGGCCCGCAUCCGACAGGGCGUGCUCGACGCCGCCGCAACACCAACGGUGCAACAGAUCACGCCGGUGGUCGCGAGCGUCGACGCGCACAACGGCUUCGGCUUCGUCGCCGCACACGCGGGCAUGCAGCGCGCCGUCGCCAUGGCGCAGACCUUCGGCAUCGGGCUGGUCUCCGUCAAGCACUCCAACCACUUCGGCAUGGCCGCGUGGAUCGUGCAGCAGGCGCUCGACGCCGGCAUGCUGUCGCUGGUGUUUACGAACUCGUCGCCCGCGCUGCCGGUCUUCGGCGGCGCGGAGAAGCUGAUGGGCGUGUCGCCGCUUGCGUGUGGGGCGCCCGCCGGCGCCGCGCCGCCGUUCAUCCUCGAUAUGGCGCCGUCUGUUGCGGCGCGGGGCAAGAUCUACAAGGCGCUUCGGCGCGGGGAGGAUAUCCCCGGCGACUGGGCGCUGGAUGGGGAGGGUCGGCCCACGACCGACCCGGCGAGGGCCCUGGAGGGCGUGAUGUUGCCCAUGGGCGGGCCGAAGGGGUCGGCGCUCGCCAUCAUGAUGGAUGUGUUCUCGGGCGUGUUGUCCGGGUCGGCGUUUGCGGGACAUGUCACGGGCCCGUAUGACCCGUCGCGGCCGGCGGAUGUAGGCCAUUUUCUGGUGGCGAUCAAGCCGGAUUUGUUUAUGGGGUUGGAGGAGUUCAAGGGGCGCAUGGAUUAUCUGUAUCAGCGGGUGGUGGGGAGCGAGAAGAUGGCGGGCGUGGAGCGAAUUUACUAUCCCGGGGAGAUUGAGCAGAUUACACAGGCGGAACGGCUGGCUAAGGGGAUUCCGUUUACGGAGGCGGAGAUUGAGGCGCUAAACAAGGAAGCGGAGCGCGUGGGAGUAGACAAGUUGGCGUUCACAUAG
Molecule: messenger RNA, 888 nt
Organism: Aspergillus terreus NIH2624
Lineage: Eukaryota; Fungi; Ascomycota; Eurotiomycetes; Eurotiales; Aspergillaceae
Product: Ldh family oxidoreductase
Exons: 1
Coding region: 1-888 (295 amino acids)
Molecular function (GO): oxidoreductase activity
Source: RefSeq, a predicted model, not a curated record